UUUAGAAAACAGCCACACACGCACUCACGGCAGCUUCAUAUGACACGGCGCAGACCUGCGGAUUUCCAAACACACGUACUAUUGUGAUUUUUUUUUUCUUCCACCAAACUUUGUUUUGGUUUUUUUUAACAUCCAGAAGCGAUCUCACACCUUUUUUUUUAUUUUAUUUGCUGGACAUCCCUUUCGUUGCGGGAUUUGCGCGACUUUUAAACUUUGGAUGCUCCGACGGUUUCAGGAGCGCUUCUAAGUGCGCAAAAAAACAAACAAACAAACGUGCCUAGUGCCAUUCGACCGACCGAUGCCCCCCUCUCUGCCUGACUCGCCGUGAAUCAUGUCACGCCGGAAGCAGAAGCGACCCCAGCAUCUCGUUAACGCGGAUCCGGGGGGCCCGAAGCUGCUAUCUCACGAUGAGCACCUGGGCAUGAAGUCACCUUCAACAUCACUUGGCUCAGAAGUGACUUCGUCAGGGUCCUCCUCCUCAUCCCCCACCUCUCUCCAAGACUGCCAACCACCUCUGGCCCCUCGCCCAUCCCCUGGUGGGCUCCACGCGCCCUCCUUACCCAGCGAGAGCUCGCCUCCUCCUCACUGGCCCAGUCACAUUGCCCCCUUCACCACCUCCCUCCCCAACACGCACUCUUCCCUUUCCCCAGACUUUCCUCACCCCUCGCUGUCAUCCCAGACUCACUCACCACCUCCCCUGGGUCAAACCUCAGGUUCCCACAGUCUCUCCCACCAAGGAAACUCUCACUCCACCAUGACCUCCCCACCAAUGGGCAGCUCAGCCACCACCACUACCUCCUCCUCCUCUUCAUCAUCCUCAUCUUCUCAGUGUGCGCCACCUCAUCGUGACAGCUCCAGUCCAGGUCAGCAGCAUGCCUCCAACUCUCCGGGGCAGCAGGGACAGAUCCAUGUGUCGCCGACCCUGGCAGUGCUCUUGGAGGAGCUGAGGGUUUUACAGCAGAGGCAAAUUCACCAGAUGCAGAUAACUGAGGAGAUCUGUAGGCAUGUUCUAAGGCUUGGAGGAGCUGUCUUUGGCCAAGAUAAUAAUACACAGGCCAAUGGUGCAGACAACCAGAAGUCUACAGGUACAGCAUCUUCAUCACCAACGCACCCCUCCACUGCAACACCAGUCACCACGGCAUCAUCGCUUUUGACUGGCCUACCAUCUUCCCUGUUCCCCCAGCCAACUGCCUCAAAAACAGGUGCUUCACAUGUGAAUGGCAGCAGACCUCCAUCCUCCUCUACCUCUUCCUCAUUACCUUCCUCAUCUAUUUCAACCACUAUGAGCUCCUCUGUUGCCUCCCUACACCCUCUGUCCUUGUCACUGGGCCUACCGCCACGCUACCUCCACGAAAAAUCCUCCAACACCUCCUCAUUUGGUCAUAGCAAUGGUAUCAGUUUCCCAACUCCUCCACUUCCUACAACCAGCCAUUCCCAGGAUCUCCAGCCCAGUUCCUCUCUGGGAUCUGCCUCCUCAGCAGGACGCCCUCAACAUGUGUGCCGUUUUUGUGGAAAGGUGUUAAGCAGUGAUUCAUCACUCCAGAUCCAUCUGAGGUCGCAUACAGGUGAAAGGCCCUACCAGUGUCCAGUCUGCUUGAGCCGUUUUACAACCAGAGGGAACCUCAAAGCCCAUUUCCUGCGACACAGAGAGCAGAACCCAGAGCUGUCCCUCUCCCUGCUGCCCCCAGCAUUGUCGGAGCAAACACAGAGUAGCUCACCAACUGGUGCCAUCCAGAGAAGGAGAAAACGGCGUGCUGAUGAUGACGAGUCCUUUAAUGGAGUAAAAGGAAGCAUUCCCGGGAUGACAGAGAACAUGGCUUUAGGAUUUCUGUCUGGCACGUCCUCUCGUCCCUCGCCUUCCUCUCUACCUCUGCCCCCCUCAGUGGACAUGGCAUUGCUGUCCACAGCCCAUUCACUGCUACAGCUGAACAGAGCCUCAGCUGCAGCUGCUGCCAGUGCAUCUAGCACUGUACUGCCAUCCUCUUCACCCUCAUCCUCCUCUAUGGGCAGCCAGUUCAAAGGAGCAAAGCAGCAAAGAUUUGAUGAAAACACACCCCCUCACUCUGCCCUCCAUACAACCUCCCCAUACUCUCAACUAGCACACCUACCUAAGAUUCUCUUCCCCGGGGGUGCCUCCCCUCACCACCUUGCACUUCUCCGGCCCCCGGGCCACCCCUCCACAUCCCACCUCACAUCACCUCAUCAGCUACCCUUCCCUUUCCCACCUUUCCCUAAACCAUCAACUUCCUCAACCUCUUCAUCCUCUCCCACCACUUCCACCCAGACCUCAGACACCUCCAAGUUGCAGCGCCUGGUACAGAAACUUGAAAAGCAGCCACAUGGGGGUGCCUCCACCUCCUCACAUACUCCUGAUGGGGACACACAAGGCCAAGACCUGUCCACCACCUCCAGUGCCUAUCGCAGGGAAAUGUUGGCUGCUCUUGGCCUGAGCCCAAGUGCCAAUGCUGUUGGACUGGUGACCAGCCAGGGAGUCUCAGGUUCUGGCACUACAACUACCCCUUCUCUGCCCACUGCCCAGGCUGCUAAUCAGUGUGGUGUGUGUCUUCGUGUCCUUAGCUGCCCCAGAGCUUUGCGUUUGCACCAGGCCACACAUCUGGGAGAGCGGCCGUUCCCUUGCAAGCUGUGUGGUCGUUCCUUCUCCACAAAGGGCAGCCUGAGGGCCCACCUCGCCACUCACCGUGCAAGACCGGCUAACUCACGAGCUUUGAACUCCUGCCCACUGUGCCCACGCAAGUUCACAAAUGCCUUGGUUCUUCAGCAUCAUAUCCGAUUGCACCUUGGAGGGCAAAUACCACCAGAUGAAGAUAUACCUCCUGAGGAUGCCACUGAAACACAGAAUGCUGUCUUUGAUGAUGGUGAGAAUGACUCCAUAGGCUCACCAUCUAAUGCCCAACAACUUCUCCCUCUGGCCUUAACAACAAACUCCAAGUCUCCGAUGGAUGCUCUCAACUCAGGGUCCACUUCUAAGCAAUCCACAGCUGCUGAUGCCACAUCUGCGAAGACAGAUGAAUCCGAACGCUCAACACCCAGUGUUAGCCCACCUCUGACCUGUAAUACCCCCCCAGAGGGAGCUGAGGACCCCCUGCAUCUGGGAGACAACACCCAAGCUGAUGUUAGCCCAAUGAACUCUGAGGAGGAGACCCAUGCUGACCUGGGCAGCACCAGCCCUUCCAAAGCACCCUUAGCUAGUUCUCAUUCAGCUGUCGCGAAUGGAGACAUAGAGUCAGAUGACACCCCUCUUUCUCUCUGUGUUUCGAAGCCUGAAGUAGAAAAUGAUGUCCCGCAUAGAGGAAUAAAUAAGGAUGAACCCACAACAGGUCCUGAUUCGAAUCCUGAACCCCCAACUGCAAGUCCCUUACCUUCCCUCACCCCAACUGCCAGCCCCAAAGCUACCCCUGAAGUAGAGGAAGCAUGUGGUAGUGCACCACAGGAGGCUGCAGAGAGAGAUGCUGCACAAAGCAAAAGCAAGAGCGAGACUGUCACACCACAAGUGAUGGAUCCAGAGCCGGAGAAAGACACCCCAAGAGUGGGUAGUAAUGCAGGACCAGAAAAUCCUUCAGAAGACCCAGAGCCCCCUGUCCCAGCACCUGCACUACACGCACAGCCUCCUCGCCCUGACAAACCCUAUAGCUGCUCCCAGUGUGGAAAGGCAUAUGCGAGCCGUAGCGGACUUAAGGGCCAUAUGAAAACUCAUCCUGGAGCGCUGACCAACACCCCCUCCAAGGCUCAAACCAAUGACAAUGACAUUGUGGAGGAUCGCAGUGCACAUUCAGCAAAUAAAAACACAGGACAACAAGAGGAAAAGCAAGGUUUGGCUAAAUCCCCUGAGAAAGGUGACAGCACAGAUCCUCCACAAAAAAGUGUUGUUUCUAGUGUGGCAGAUGAGCCUAUGGACGCUACUGUGUAGACGAGUUAGCAUUGUCAAACUGGCUGCCGUCAGUCUUUAAAGGGUCCUGACAAGGGAAUGUAUUUUUUUAAUAGAAUUACAUUUGUUUUCUAGAAUUACUUCUAAUUCAUGUUUACCUUUUGCAGUAGGCAUAUCUAGUUUAUAUUGUAGUUACAUUGUAGUAACAUUACGAGAGAUUUCUGAAUGUAGUAUUUUAGAUAUGUAUUUUUGUAUUUCAAAGACCACGGUGAGGCCUUAUCGUACACACUUCAUAGCAUUGUCACAAUGAGAAUUAAUUGUUGGCGCUUUUUGGCUGAUAGCUGUUUCAGCACAUACUGUAUAAGCUGAUUUGAAAAAGAGGACAGUCCAGAAUUCUUACAAGAUGAACUCCAUACCAAAACAGGCCAAAAUUAGUAAUGGCCAAUGUUUGUAAAUAUGAGCUGCGGUUAAAUUUUUAUGCCUUUUUAUUGUUACUUUCUUCUUUCCUUUCUUUAAUGCCAUGCUGCUGAAAGCAUGUUUCUGAUGUGCUGAGUUGCACUGUGAGUUGCACUGUGUCCUGUGCUUCCGACCGAAACAUCGACUUUAAUAAACACGUGUUAGCGAUUAUGAUGAUGACGAUGAUUGUGUUUGAUUAUCAGUACUUUUGCAAACAGUCCUUGUACUUAUAGCUGUAAACUUUGCUCGCAGCAAAUGAUUCCUAAUGAUGAUUGUAAACGGUUAUUCUUGUUGUUAUCUCCGAGGUCAAAUCGACAACAAAGAUGAACCCUGUCUGUUGUAACUCCCCCUCCUUUGUCUUUCCUUUCCCCGAUCUCUUCCCCCUGCUCUCCUCUCUCUCUCAAAGCACUUGAGAGUUUUCUGCUACUGCAGAAAUGAUGUACACUCACUGCAUUCCUGCUUAGCCCAGUUUAGUAUUUGUGUGCUUUCCUUCACCCUUUGUAACCCCUUUUUCGUAGCAAUGAAAAAAUAUGUUCCCAUGCCUCCCAUGUGAUGUAUAAACGAUAAAUAAAACAAUGGGGAUGUGAAGAGGAGACCUGUUUGUUGGUUGUCUAUGGUUUCUUCAGGCUUUGGGUGAGGUUUUUUUGUGUCUGUGUGUGUGUCUGGGUUCAGUUUAAGCCGUCCCUGUGAAUUAAUUUAUCUGUUUAAGUAUUCUGUUUGCAUGACUCUUAUUCUGUGUGCGCCUGCAUGUGUGCUGGUCAGUUUUGGCUUGUUUGUUCCAGCUCUCGGUGUGUCUGGAUCCUUUGUCUGGGGCGCUGGGCU
Molecule: messenger RNA, 5164 nt
Organism: Acanthopagrus latus (yellowfin seabream)
Lineage: Eukaryota; Metazoa; Chordata; Actinopteri; Spariformes; Sparidae
Product: sal-like protein 3
Exons: 3
Coding region: 332-3928 (1198 amino acids)
Biological process (GO): regulation of transcription by RNA polymerase II
Cellular component (GO): nucleus
Molecular function (GO): RNA polymerase II cis-regulatory region sequence-specific DNA binding; DNA-binding transcription factor activity, RNA polymerase II-specific
Source: RefSeq, a predicted model, not a curated record